AUGAAGUUCCAAGCUGUGCUUUUGGCUCUUGCGGUCGACUCUGUUUCCGCGGUUUGUGUCGCAGGGACAAGGCCAAACUCUUCAACUUCAGCGUCAACCGCCACUCCCUCAGUCUUGCCAUCCGAAGCUCCCGUGGCCGAGGCCGCCGCUGAUUCGUCGUCCGCGGCCGCGGAUGUAUCAUCAUCCAGCAUCUCGACUAAUGUUUUGAGUGCCGCUGCUGUCUCCGGCACGUCCACCUUCUACGGUGGAAACCUCAACGGGGGAGCAUGCUCGUUCACCACCAUGUCGGGUAUCCCAUCUGGGUUGUACGGCACCGCCUUUUCCGGUUCUGCCUGGAACAAUGCCGCCCAGUGCGGUGGGUGCCUCGAGGUAACCGGCCCCAACGGUAAGAUCCAAGUCAUGAUCGUCGAUAAGUGCCCCGAGUGUGACGAGGGCCAUCUGGAUCUUUUCCAGGACGGGUUUGCGAAAAUCGGCUCCAUUUCUGCCGGCGAGAUCUCCACAUCCUAUACGCAGGUUGCUUGCGGCAUCACGUCGCCCAUUGUCCUCCACAACAAGUCUGGCACCAGCGCCUACUGGUUCUCCAUGCAGGUCGUCAACUCGAACCGACCCAUCUCCAAGCUGGAGGUCAGCACCGAUGGCGGGAGCACCUGGCAGAGCACCACUCGGACUGAUUACAACUUCUUUGAAAAUUCGAGCGGGUUCGGCACGAGCACCGUCGAUGUUCGUGUGACCAGCGCGUCUGGUGGUACCAUCAAAGUGAGCGGGGUCUCGGUGGCGUCGGACUCGAAGGUGACCGCGGCAUCGAACUUCUCCUGA
Molecule: messenger RNA, 816 nt
Organism: Diaporthe amygdali
Lineage: Eukaryota; Fungi; Ascomycota; Sordariomycetes; Diaporthales; Diaporthaceae
Product: rare lipoprotein A
Exons: 3
Coding region: 1-816 (271 amino acids)
Source: RefSeq, a predicted model, not a curated record